Messenger RNA from Durio zibethinus, 6273 nucleotides. Its product is annotated as HEAT/U-box domain-containing protein. Gene Ontology annotation, biological process: ribosome-associated ubiquitin-dependent protein catabolic process; rescue of stalled cytosolic ribosome. Lineage: Eukaryota; Viridiplantae; Streptophyta; Magnoliopsida; Malvales; Malvaceae. Gene Ontology annotation, cellular component: cytosol; RQC complex. Gene Ontology annotation, molecular function: ribosomal large subunit binding; zinc ion binding; ubiquitin protein ligase activity. The record is from RefSeq and is a predicted model, not a curated record.
AAAGGGGAAAAAAAACCUAAAUCCCAAUUUUGGAUCGGUAUUUUAUUGUAAUUGAAGAACAUCAAAAUCAAAUUGUAUUGUAUACCCUUUUUGCCAAUUUUGGAAGGGUAUUUUAUUGUAAUUGAAGAACAUCAAAAUCAAAUUGUUUUUAUAUACCCUUUUGAGAUAGAAGCGCGGCCCAAGGUUUUACCAGGGGCUCCUGCUCUCCUUCUUCUCCUGUUUUUCUGCAAGUAAAGGCCCUUCCACCGCCUUUGAAUCUUUAAUUCGAGAACAGGACCUUCUGUUCAAUUUUUUCGUCCUCACUCUCUAGCUCUGUCAAAAAGCCUUCUUCACAACUACCCGACGGUGUCGUUUUUAAUCGAAGUACACCAGAAUGGGGAGACAGAAGGGUGACGGGGCCAGGAGCAAGGCACGCCCUUCAAGCAGCAGCCUUGCGGCUUCUCUAUUGCCAUCGAGUUCCGCAGCGGCAGCGGUGGGAUUCGGCGGCUAUGUCGGUAGCUCUCGCCUGGAUUCCUCUCUCUCUACCGAAGAUUCCACUCCUUUUUUGGAUAUAGAUAGUGAAGUCGCACAGCACUUAAAAAGGCUGGCAAGGAAGGAUCCUACUACCAAGCUUAAAGCUCUGGCAUCUCUGUCUGCUCUGCUCAAGCAAAAGUCUGGAAAGGAAAUAGUACCAAUCAUUCCACAAUGGGCAUUUGAAUACAAGAAGCUUUUGCUGGACUAUAAUCGAGAGGUUCGGCGAGCUACUCAUGAUACAAUGACUAAUCUUGUCACUGCUGUCAGAAGAGAUUUGGCUCCACAUUUGAAGUCUUUGAUGGGACCAUGGUGGUUCUCUCAAUUUGAUCCAAGUUCUGAAGUUUCCCAAGCUGCGAAGCGUUCAUUACAGGCUGCCUUCCCUGCUCCGGAAAAGAGAUUGGAUGCUUUAAUCUUAUGUACAACUGAGAUUUUUAUUUAUUUGGAAGAAAAUUUGAAGCUUACUCCACAAAAUUUGUCCGAUAAAGCAGUUGCUUUGGAUGAAUUGCAAGAGAUGCACCAGCAGGUGGUAUCUUCUUCAUUGCUGGCUUUGGCCACUCUUCUUGAUGUUUUGGUCUCUGUGCAAAUAGAAAGUCCUGGUUUUGAAAAUGUAGCUGCUGAACCAAAACAUGCUUCUAAGGCUAAGGCAACUGCAAUUUCUUUUGCUGAAAAACUCUUCUCUGAUCAUAAAUAUUUUCUGGAGUUUUUGAAGUCUCAAAGCCCUGCUGUUCGGUCAGCUACAUACUCAGUCUUAAGAAGUUUCAUUAAAAACAUUCCUCAGGCUUUUGGUGAGGGAAAUAUGAAAACUCUUGCUACAGCAGUUCUUGGUGCUUUCCUUGAAAAAGAUCCUACUUGUCAUUCUUCGAUGUGGGAUGCAAUAUUGCUAUUUUCAAAGAGAUUUCCCGACAGUUGGACUACCUUAAAUGUUCAAAAAUCUGUAUUCAAUCGGUUUUGGUCUUUUAUUAGGAAUGGGUGCUUUGGAUCUCAGCAAGUUUCUUAUCCUGCGUUGGUUCUCUUCUUAGAUGCUAUUCCUUCUAAAGUAUUCUCAGGAGACAAUUUUUUUCUUGAUUUUUUCGAUAACCUAUGGGCCGGAAGGAACCCAAUUCAUUCUCCAAAUGCAGAUCAACUAGCAUUUUUCGGGGCAUUUAAAGAGUGUUUUCUUUGGGGAUUACAUAAUGCCUCUAGAUUUUGUGACAGCGUUGAUUCUGUUUCUCAUUUCCGGAUAACCCUUAUUAACAAUAUCCUUGUAAAGCUUCUGUGGCAAGAUUACCUAUCAUCUGUGGGCUCAAAAGACCAGGAUAGUGAUCAGGCUCUCCAUGGAAAGACAACAGAAACGCAGAAUAUUAAGUAUUCAAUAAGUUAUCUUCAGGAGUUGGGAAAAUGCAUUGUUGAAAUUCUUUCUGGCAUUUAUGCACUGGAACAUGAUCUUCUCUUUGUCUUUUGUAUGGCAUUUCAAGAAACUUGUGAGAGAUUACUUCAGCAAAAAGUGAUCACAGAACAGCCAGCCGUGAAUAUAGACCUAAUUAUUAAAUUUCUGUUCUUAGUGGACCGACAUGCAAAGCAAAAGGGUGAAGCUUGGCCUUUGCUGCAUUUAGUGGGACCAAUGUUGGCUAAGUCUUUCCCGUUGGUCAGAUCACUUGAUUCGCCAGAUGGUGUGAGGCUAUUGUCUAUUUCAGUUUCAAUAUUUGGAGCUCGUAAGGUACUCAAAGAGAUUUUCUCCAACAGCAAUGCACUUUCUUGUGGUCCUCCCCAUGACAAGGACAGUGAACUGAAGCUGGAGUAUUUUCUUCAAGCUUACAAGGAAACAUUUGUUCCUUGGUGUUUGCAUGAACAUGAUUGUGGUACCAGUGCUCGACUAGAUCUGUUGCUUGCAUUGCUUGAUAAUGAAUGUUUCUCUGAGCAGUGGCAUGCUGUUAUCACAUAUGCCAUUGACUUGGUGAAUUCUAAGGUUGGGUCACGCUCCAUUAACUCAAAUCACUUAGCAGUGUUGGCAAUGCUUUUUGAGAAAGUGAGAAAUGAGAUUAGGAGAAGGAAAGUGGAAGAAAAUUCUUUUCAUCGGCUAGGUUCCCUCCCAGAUCAUUGGCAUCAUGAUCUUCUUGAAGCAACUGCUGUUUCUGUUGCUUUUUCCCUUCCUCCUUUUGGAACUUCUGAUGCACGGUUUGUGUGUUCUGUUCUUGGUGGUGCAACAGAAGGCAAUCUAGAUUCACUUGUCUCUAGAAAGUCGAUGAUCCUGAUAGUCAAGGAGGUUUUAAGAAGACUAGUUUCUUUUAUUCUCGAUUCCUCUUUCAAUUCUGUUAAGCAGGCAGGUGCUCUGUUUACUUCUGUAGAGAAUGGCCUUGGAUUGGAAAGUAAGAAUCCUGCAAAUGUGGUUGACCUGGCUCAUUUUGCUCUUGAAAUAUUUGAGGGUAGUUUCUUUUGCUUAAGGGCACUUGAUGAGGAAAGUGGCUUGGUUUCAAGUAUUUCAUCUGCCGUGUUUAUUAUUGACUGGGAGUAUAGGAUGACAUUAGCAGUAGACGAUGCUCUCAAUGAUGAAUCCUGUAACAAAAUCAAAGCACGUUUGGGUAUUUGUGAAUCAGCACAUGGUUGUCAAUCCAAGAUAAGCAAUUUGUGGAAAAGCUUCAGCACUGAUGUGAGAAAAGGAAUAAGGAGCAUCUUUAUUUGCACUAUUAGGUCUGCCAUCUUCAAGGAAGAUAAACUUGAUACCAAUAAAUUCAUGUCUUUAUGCUACCUGAUGAUGAUAGAUGUGCUUGAGUGUCUCUGUCAGGAUCAGUACGAGGAACAAAAUCUGUUAGAUCAUCUUCUAAGCAAGGGUGAUAUGUGGCCUUGGUGGAUCGUAGCUGACUUCCAUUCCCUAAAAGGAUCGGCUAAAUCAGAUACUGAAAGAGUCGCAUAUGGAAACUACAAGUUCAUUUCUUUAAUUGAUAAACUUAUUUAUAAACUUGGGUUUGAUAAAGUCAUUGCUUGUGAAGACUUGGACACUUCACCAUUAUCAACUGAGGAUAAAACAAAUACUGAGGUUACUUCUCGAGCUUGGCUUGCUGCAGAAAUACUAUGCACAUGGAAAUGGCCAGAAGGAAGUGCUGCAACCUCUUUCUUACCUCAGCUGAUCUCAUUUGCCAAGAGUAGAAAUUAUUCUUCUCACGGGAGCUUCUUAGAUUCCAUUUUCAGCAUUUUACUUGAUGGUGCUCUCAUUCAUGGUGAAAAUUGUGUACAGACUUCACUUCAUGCAUGGCCUACUUUAGGUGAAGAUAUGGAGGAUAUACAAGAGCCCUUUUUGAGAGCUCUUGUAUCUUUCCUUUUCACAUUGUUAAAAGAAAAUAUUUGGGGAACAGGAAAGGCCAUGAUUCUGUUUCAGCUUCUUGUAAAUAAACUCUUUAUAGGUGAAGCAGUAAACACAAAUUGUUUGAGGAUACUUCCUCCAAUUUUAUGUGUUCUUGUACCUACUUUAUGGCAAAGAAGUAUCAGAUCCAGUGAAUGUACUAGUACAGAUGUUAAACCCGAUGCACUUGAUGAAAAUCGGAUGCAGGAUACUAUCAAAAGCUGGCUGCAGAGGAUUCUAUUAUUCCCACCUUUGGUCACAUGGCAAACUGGACAGGAUAUGGAAGAAUGGUUCCACUUGGUCUUCUCCUGUUAUCCUUUAAGGGUUAUGGGAGGUGCUGAAAUAAUGAAGCUGGAUAGAAGCAUUGGUCAUGAGGAGAGAAUUCUCUUACUGGAUUUAUUUCGGAAGCAGAGACAUGAAAAUAGUGGAUCAAUUGCAGCUAAUCAGUUGCCAGUAGUGCAAAUGCUGCUAUCAAAGCUAAUGGUUAUUUCAGUUGGUUAUUGCUGGAGAGAAUUUGAUGAAGAAGAUUGGGAGUUUCUAUUUUUCCAUCUAAGGUACUGGAUUGAAUCGGCAGUGGUAAUGAUGGAGGAAGUUGCUGAAAAUGUGAACGAUGCAGUCACUGAACACUCUUCUUCUGAUAGCUUGGAUCUUAUUUGUGAUAAACUUAAACAAAUUGUGUUGGUUUCUGACCCUUCUCCUAUAAAUGUCACUAAAAAUUCCAUCAUCUCAUUUUCCUUUUUUUGUGGGCUUUUGGAACUUCAACCAACCAAAGAUACAGAUAAUUUAAACCCCUUGAGAACAGAAAGAUGGGAUCCUAUUAGAAACCAGAUUCUAGAAAGCAUUCUUCGCUUAUUCUUUUCCACUGGCAUUGCUGAGGCCAUUACUGGUUCUUAUUCUAAUGAGGCUGCAUCUAUUAUAUCAGCUUCUCGAUUUUAUCAUCGAUCUUUCUGGGAAUUGGUUGCUUCAAGCGUCAUCAAAUCUCCUCCACAUACUAGGGAAGAAGCAGUGAAAUCAGUCGAGCUCUGGGGACUAAGCAAAGGGCCUAUUUGCUCUUUGUAUGCUAUCCUCUUUUCUUCCAGACCAAUACCAUCUUUGCAGCUUGCUGCCUAUGCUGUUUUGUCAACAGAACCUGUUUCUAAGUUGGCUGUCUUUGGUGAAGGAAGUGCACGAUGCUUGGAUGUUGAUUCAAAUGCUUACCAGGAGUCAAAUCAACUUGAUCUUUCAGCAGAAGAGAAUAUUCAUUUGAGAGAAGAACUAUCCUACAUGAUUGAGAAAUUACCUCAUGAUGUUCUUGAUAUGGAUUUAGUAGCAGAGCAGCGGGUACAUCUGUUCCUUGCUUGGUCUUUGUUUUUAUCCCAUUUGUCAUCAUUACCUUCAUUAUCAUCUUCAAGGGAGAGACUGGUACAAUAUAUUCAAAAUUCUGCUAAUCCAUUGAUACUAGAUUGCCUUUUCCAACAUCUGCCUUCCGACUUGAGUUUAAUGCAUGUUCUAAAGAAGAAAGAUGGAGAGCUUCCUAAUGUUUUAUCAGAGGCUGCAACUGCAGCCACACGUUCCAUCACAACAGGGUCAUUAUUUUUUUCUGUGGAAUCCCUUUGGCCUAUUGAACCUGUGAAAAUGGCUGCACUUGCUGGAGCUAUAUAUGGCUUUAUGCUUCGCCUACUCCCUGCUUACGUGCGGGGAUGGUUUAGUGAUUUACGUGAUCGUUCUACUUCAUCAUUGAUCGAAUCUUUUACUAGAACAUGGUGCAGUCCACCUCUGGUUGCAAACGAACUAUCCCUGAUAAAGACAGCAAAUUUUGCUGAUGAGAACUUUUCAGUAAGUGUAAGCAAAUCAGCAAAUGAGGUUGUUGCUACCUAUACCAAAGAUGAGACAGGAAUGGAUCUAAUUAUUCGCCUUCCUGCAUCUUACCCAUUACGGUCCGUAGAUGUUGAUUGCAUGAGGAGCCUAGGAAUAAGUGAAGUGAAACAGAGGAAGUGGUUAAUGUCUAUGAUGUCGUUUGUUCGUAGUCAGAAUGGAGCUUUAGCUGAAGCUAUACGAAUAUGGAAGCGCAAUUUUGACAAGGAAUUUGAAGGUGUUGAGGAGUGCCCUAUAUGUUACAGUGUUAUCCACACUGUGAACCACAGCCUACCUCGUCUUGCUUGCAAGACCUGCAAACACAAAUUCCAUUCGGCAUGCCUCUACAAGUGGUUUUCAACUUCUCACAAAUCUUCUUGCCCAUUAUGCCAGUCUCCAUUCUAGUCUGGAAAUCAAUUUUGAGUAGUCGUUUUUCGUGGUACUUUUGCUUGCAGCAUAGGAACAUUAGAUCAUGUGCUCAGGGUAUACAUGUAAUGACAGUCAAGCUCUCUCUCUCUCUCUUCAGACACACAGGUGAUCUUGUCCCCAAUGAGCUUUAUCUGACCACAAUUGGAGUGAUAAGCUUUUCUAUAGAAUGUUGCUACUGUAUA